GAGUGGGAGAAUGGGGAGAAAACGGGCAGUGACCGUAAGACCUAGCCUGAAUCAGUUCAUCCGAUUACUUCGAGCCGUUAUUACUCCCUCAGUUGAGAGGAGAAAACGACUCGAAGCAAUCGGAUGAAUUUCAGGCGUAAGACCGUGAUGCAACUCUUCAUUUUUUCUCCUUUUCUCGUUCUCAGACUCCUCAAGGUCAGUGUGACCGUUACCCAAAGGAAAACGACCGCGACAAAAAUGCGAUUUUGAAAUAAGCCGCCUGCCGCUCCCUACAAAAUUUUUUCCGAACUCGCACAAGUGAGCCUGCUCGCACGUUAAGCCCUUGGUUGACGUCCUUCGCUCGCGCGCGCCAUUCCCGCCAUUUUUUAAAGACCAUGGUAGCCUGGCCUUUUUGUCGUUCUCGAGUAUUUCAACAUGGCCGACGGAUACUGACAAAAUCGUAUAGCGACUGUCUUUAAUUUUAUCUCAUUUUAAGGCGUUAAGCGCCAAUUUUCUAACGCCAUGGACAAGUUUGUCAUUAGAACUAAACGUAGCCCCAGACCAGAAUGUACCAGCUCCGCGAAAGUGGACAAUAAAAAGCAAUCAACAAUCGAAAGUCUUGCGGUGAGUUUUCAAAAUGUUCUAGUCACCAUUAAUUAACACUUUCACUAACAGCCAAGGUAAACUGUAUUAGUUUUAGAUCACUUACUAGACUGCGAGCAGUCUCUUAUUUUUCUUUGUAAAGUUACUGCACGCGAAACCCAAGCACGCGAGAUCUUCCCAAUCCCUUAUUGAAACGUAACGUCGUGGUUUGCAAUCUCGCUGGCUGAGAUAAGAACUAGACGGAUUUUAAGAGAAAAGGCUAACUGCAAGCAGUCUUAUCACUUACUAAAGUAUCUUGCUGUGUAGCCUGAAUGUUUUAGGAUUUUUUUAGGCUAUAUUAAAACGCCUUAUAGGGGACGUUUCUGGGGGUAAUGCAAGAUACAAGGAAUUUGACGUUUUACAAGUCUAGAUAGAUAAAGUGAUUUUUUGUUUUUCUAGAGUGUUGUUGUGGUGGAAGAAAUACAUCGUCUUAAAUGCGAACUAGAGAGUGAUGUCUCCACCCCUGAAGCAAUUUUGUCAGCACUAAAAAAGUUGGGUACGAAGAACUUGUCUAAAGAUGUUUUGCUCUCCACGAAAAUUGGCCACACUGUGAACCGACUGCGGCGUCAAGGAAGCAGUGAGGAAAUAAGAGAACAAGCAAAGCUAGUCUUUAGAAGAUGGCGAGGGUUUAUCAAAGAAUUAGAAAGAGAAAAGCCUAUUAUUGAGGUUCACUGUGAUAAGAAAACUGAAGUUGUCAGAGGAAAAGCAAGAAAGUUGUUGGCUGAUGCUCUUCAAAUGACGGUAUGAUGUUCUCGGCUUAUAUUAUUACUUGAACAGUCAGUAAAUGUGAUCUUACUGCCAGGAAGUUAGAGCUAUUGUAUUCUGAAACUGAGGCGAAGCCGAGAGUUUUUACACCAUAUAAUACACAACUGUGAGUUUUUUGAACGGCUUCAAAAUCUCUAAUAUAGAUCAACUCAUUUUUGCUUCGCCUCGAGUUUUUAAACCUGAUAAUACACUCCUGCUCGUUUUUUAAACAGUACUUGACUUGACUUUAUGGGCUGCAUAAUUAUGCAGAUGGCUUAGCGAUAGAGUUGAAUCAGUAUACAUAGUUCGCCUUUAAAGCAGGUCUUGUCCCUCUCUACUUACAAGGAGAGGAAGCCUGCAUUAGGAUUGCGAUGGACUAUUGCUCUUUAACAAAAAUCUUGUGCUACAUGUAUGUGUACUUGCUUAUGCAUUCACAAAAAUAAGAUAUUUUUAUAUAAAGUUAUUACAGUAUGGUGAAUGGCACAUCCUAUUUAGUGGUCCUUUCUCUACCAAUUAGUGAACAAAGUGGAAAUUGGAAUUGUUAGUUUUUUAAGACAGGGAAAACCUGGAGUGUCCAGAGAAAACCACUCUAAAGUAAGGAGAACAACUCAAAAAUAUACUCAACUGACAUGUGGUAAGGUUGCCUGUUGGAUUAGAAUGUAGGCCCCAAUAGUGGGAGGCCUGUGCUCUUGCCACUAUACAACCUUGCUCAGCAAAGAAACUUGUUGUGGUGUGUACAGGUAGAAAUCUUUUUUAACUUAUUCAGUCUGUUUUGUUUGUUUGUUUUUUCCUUAUUUGCAGAUUACAGAAAAUUUACCAGAGCUUAUCGAAAGGACUGUGUUUCAUAAGUUUGGCAGGCUUAUCAACAACAACUAUAAGAGAAAGAUGCGGUCACUGGUUUUCACUUUGAAACACAGGGAUGCUAUCAGAAAUAGGGUUUUAAGUGGAGAAAUUACAGUGGAAAAAUUUGUUAACUCAUCUCCGGAUCAACUUUUGACAUAG
Molecule: messenger RNA, 2367 nt
Organism: Porites evermanni
Lineage: Eukaryota; Metazoa; Cnidaria; Anthozoa; Scleractinia; Poritidae
Source: the annotation of a GenBank genome assembly